Triticum turgidum subsp. durum (durum wheat) is the source of this 3366-nucleotide messenger RNA. Lineage: Eukaryota; Viridiplantae; Streptophyta; Magnoliopsida; Poales; Poaceae. The record is from the annotation of a GenBank genome assembly.
AUGGCGCUUCCGCCGCCGCUCGGUGAAGCUUCUAUGCGCCGCUUGCGCUCGGUGCUCUUCGACUGGGGACCCCCCCUGGAACUCACUUGCUUCCGUCUUAGUCGGGCCGCUUGGGUUAAACUGGGACUGAAAUUGACUAUGCCAUAUGCUGUGCUCGGCAGUGGUUCUCUGGCACCGCCGCAACUCUGGCCGACCGCCUACUCUUCAGCAGUAUAUAUGACUCAGAAUUUUCCUAGUGAAUGGGAUGCUGCCUCUAUAUGUAAGUGUGUCAAGGAAGUUCAUAUCAGAUGCCAGAUUGGAAAUGAUAUACAGGAACUAAACAAGAAACUGGAUACAAUCAUACCAGUAAUACAACAGUUAGGACUAGCUGCAGAAGAUCAAUCAGGAAUAGACAGCGAAGUUGCUCCUCAUUACAAUGAGUCCAAUACAAUAGGUAGAGGUGUUGGCAGUGACUGCAAUGAUCUUGUUAAUCUGCUACGGAGAGGUGGAGAAGGCGCCCAUGUUCUUUUCGCCAUAGUUGGAACUAUUGGAGUUGGUAAGAGUACUCUUGCACUCAAGAUAUACCAUGAGAUGAGAGGUAGGUUUAGAACCAGGUUAUGGCCGGAGCAACGUGAGGUGUUACGCCGCUAUCUGGAUGGUUCUACCAGGAACCUGCUCUUGGUCAUUGAUAAUGUGCGGAAAGCAGAUGAUUGGAACCAGUUGCUGGCUGCAAAUGAAGCAUUCCGCCGUUGUGGCUGCAAAGUCAUUGUAACAACACGUGACGAGAAUGUCGCAAGGAUGAUGGGGGUGACCCAUUUUCACCGUGUCAAGUGUUUGAAUGGGGACGAUGGCUGGUUGUUGCUCCACAAAACCGCUAAUCUGGGAGGGACUGUAGCCACUGGUAACAUUCAGGAUGUUGGAAGAAGUAUCGUGCAGAAGUGUAGUGGCGUUCCGAUGGCAAUUAGAACAAUUGGAUGGAAUCUAAGGGGCAGGUCCCGGGAAGAUGAAUGGGAGAGCAUACAUUCACAAGAUUUCAUUUCCUCGUAUACAGGGAUAAGGGACAGUAUUGAUACGACGUACAUGGAGUUGAAGUAUCGCGUCAAGCGGUGUUUCCUCUACUGCUCUUUAUACCCAGAGCAAUUUGUGAUCAAGCAGCAGUGUGCCACGCAGCAGUGGAUUGCAGAGGGUUUCUUUGAGGGCAGACCAAAUUUGGAAGAGGAGGCUGAAAGCUGUUACCAGGAAUUAAUAGAGAGGGGUCUUCUUCUGCCUGAGCAUGAAGCUAAUGGUGUGGUGGGAGCAAAGAUGCCUACUCUACUGAGAUCGUUUGCACUCUAUCGGUCAGGCGAAGAGAACUGUGUGGAUAAUCCUAGUCGUAUCAGUAGUACCAGUAAACCAUGGCGCCUAUGCAUCACAGAUGAAGAAGCUAUAGAGGCCAUCCCGGUUUAUGUCACUCGUUUGAGGACACUCUUUGUGUCUGCAAGCCCACUCAGAAGAAGCAGCUUGGACCUUAUCAUUGGAAGGUUUCCGAACCUAAGAGUACUAGACCUUAGAGACACACAAGUUGAGAGCAUUCCCAAAACGCUGGGAAGAUUGCUGCAACUUAGGUACUUGAAUCUUUCGAAUACUGAAAUAAGAAAACUUCCUCAGAGUAUUGGGAAUCUGAUGAUGCUGCAGUUUCUAAUCCUCCAAAACUGUCCUUACCUCACACAAAUGACCAGCCAUGUUGGCCGUCUGGAAAACUUGAGGGGCCUCGACUUCUCAGGGGCACCAGAGCUAAAUGAUGUCCGUUUCAGACUACUCAAACUGACAGGACUCAACUGCUUGCGUGGUUUUUUUCCAGCUAACCAUGGUUUGAAACUCAAGGAAUUACAUGCACUGCGCAACCUUACAAGCCUCCAGAUACUGAAGCUAGGCAGGGCAUCAAGCAUAGAAGAUGCACACCAAUCAAGGCUGCAGGAAAUGUAUCAUCUGAAAGAGCUCGAACUGUGCUGCAGUUCUGUCGACCAACCACCAGUUGACGGUCAAGAGCAUAUGAAAGAUGUGUUCAGCGCACUCAGACCUCCUCAGAGUUUGGUUUCUCUCAAGCUAGAUGGUUACUACGGCAAUGGAUUUCCAGCUUGGUUUUCAGUUUCUCACCUUACAGCGCUGCAGCGGCUGACGCUUGAUGGCUGUGUCCACUGUCAGCGCCUACCAGCUCUCGGUGAGAUGAUGAAUCUCAAAUUCCUGGCUAUCAUAGGCUUCAGUGUGUUGACUGAGAUCAACUAUGAGCUUCGUGGGGCACCAGCAACCGGUGUGGCAUUUCCACUGUUGGAGCAGCUAUUCCUAGGGAGGAUGCAGAAUAUGGUGUCAUGGUCUGGUCUUGUAGAUAUAGACAUGCCUUUACUUGAGAGAUUACAGCUUGAUAGCUGCCCCAUGAUGAUUUCUGUCCCCUCAUGGCUCCAGCACUGCACGACACUGAAAAGCUUGAAGAUACAGCAUGCUGAUGCGCUUCAAUAUAUCGAGAAUCUGCCAGCACUUAAGGAGCUGCAAGUUCACUAUAGUUCCAAUCUGAAUAGGAUACUUAACCUCAGUAGACUGGAGGAUUUGAAAAUAGUGAGCUGCGCAUGUCUGACUGUCGUGCAGGAUGUUCCUCUGUUGCGCAACUUGCAUUUGGAUUUGGGCAAACACACAGCCGAGCUUCCAGAAUGGCUCCAGAAGAAACAGUCAUUUACUCUCAGGGGAUUGGAGAUUAUCGGCAGCGAGGACCUAUUGAACAGAUGCUCCUCAUCCACCGCGCGCUACGGGCGCCUCAUCAAAGAUGCAGCUGAUCAUGUUUAUGCGAAAUUGCAUGGUGGUUCCUUGUACUUUUCGUACACCAAGAGGACUGGCAUGUUCUAUAGAAGCCGACGAUGCAGGGAAUGCUUCAGUAUGCAAGGCGCAGCUAUCCUCGCGGUGCCUGUUGCUCCCCAGCGAGUUCAUGGUGGCUGGGAAACAUGGAUCAAGUACACACUUUGUGCCAUCUUCCUCAUUGUUUCCCAGUUCUUUGUUCAGUGGGCUGUUAGCUCUAGGUGGCUCACCAAAGCCGAAACCGUUAUCGCUGAACAAAUCAGACCGGGGCAACACCCGGGAUACGACAUUGACCUCCAGGUCUGGCAGCCCCGCAUGACUAAGGCGUCGGGGGAGAAAACCAUACCUAGCAUUCAUGAAUCACGGACGCAACACACGAUCCACCAUCUUUCAGAUGUCGUCAAUGCAGACCACAGUUUGCACCCGCUCCUGGACUACCUCCCAAGCUCCUCGCCGACGCUGGAGCAAACGUUGUCGCAACGGCGGAGUCAGAGGACACAGGUCUACCAUGAGUAUGCCGCCGCCGCUACGCCAUCUUUGCUUGAACAUACUGGUUUCUAA